CUGACAGCUUUUCAGGUGAGACGGAAUAACUUUGCUGUUUUUACUCUUUAGUCACUUUAACUUGCAGAGAGACGUCACGGUGAUGACAUCACUCUAACCCGGUAGGCUUCAGACGGCUGACGUCACGGCGUGGUACUUUAGCCACAGUUAGCUGUUAGCAUUUAGCUUCUUCUGGCUGCUGCCUAAAACAGGCCUGGUGUACCGCAGUUAGUGCUCAGCCAAUCACGGUAGAGCUGCAGGGAAACAGGAAGUAGACCAGAACAACCGGCCGGCGACAGGUGACAGCUUCGGGAUGAGCAGCCGAGGAGGAGAGCAGGAAGGCCGGGGAGCAGCUCCACAAGCCGGGGCAGCUGAGAGGGAGGACGACGAGGAGGACUUCUAUGACUGCCAGGAGAUCAUGGAGGCUCCUCACUCCCCGGAGGAGCAGCAGGAGGACAGCCACAAGGACGCUUCAGGUUCAGAGGAGGUUCCUCCAAAAAACCCGGACAGCAUACCUGACCAUGGAGACACCGACAGGGAGACAGGAGGAGGACGGCAGGAGGAGGAACCUGGUGAAGAGAAGCUGGAGGAGGAGGAGGAGGAGGAAGAGCAUCAGGACCAGGACUCAGACUCUGAGCUGAAAGAUGAGGAGAUGCCCAAAGGAGUAGAGUUUGAUGAUGACUACCUGAGGGAGGUGGAGAAGGAGCUGACAGAGGAGGAGAAGGAGAGUCGUCGGCAGCAGAGUGUCGCUCUGAAGGAAACUGGAAACAGCCUCUUUAAAGCUGGAGACUGGAAGGAGGCCGAGGAAAGCUACACGGAGGCGCUGGCUGUGUGUCCUGUUGCCUUCAGCAGAGAGAGGGCCGUGCUGUUCUCCAACAGAGCCGCUGCCAGACUGCAUCUGGAGCUGAACGAUGAGGCCAUCUCAGACUGCAGCAGAGCCAUAGGUCUGGAUCCAGACUACCUGCGGGCGCUGCUGAGGAGGGCGGAGCUUUAUGAGAAAACCCAGAAGCUAGAUGAAGCCCUGGAGGACUACAAGCAGGUUCUGGAGCGAGAUCCAAGCAACAGCGGAGCCAGGCGGGCCUGCAUGAGGCUGCCUCAGCAGAUUCAGGAGCGAAACGAGAAGCUAAAGGAGGAGAUGAUGGAUAAACUGAAGGACCUGGGGAACCUGAUCCUGAGGCCGUUUGGACUCUCCACCAGCAACUUCCAGGUCAACCAGGACCCCAGCAGUGGAUCCUACUCCAUCAACUUCGUCCAGAACCCCAACAACAACCACACCGGAUGACGCCGUCUUUUAAUCGGCGACAGGUCGAGGCUCCUGGUCCGGUUCCUGGCCCGUUCCACCGGACCGGAGCCGUAACCUGCUGCUAUGGAUGCUUCAGGUACCGCAGGACAUUGUGGCGUUGCUCAGACUGAGGACUGAAGCAGGCUGACACCAUCUGCUGUAUCAGCUGUUAAUAAAGGAAACAGGAAAUGAUGCAAGCAUGUUUCUGUGAGGGCGGAGCUUAAUUGGUUUAUUAUGAACAGGUGAGGCGGAAACAGGAAGUCAAGGUGAUUGGUCAGUGAGCUCUCCUGGACAGCAGCAUCUCUCUGAUGUUGUCCUCCGCUUCUUUGACGCUGCGCUCCAGGUACACCUUCUUCUGCUGAAACACAGAGGUCAAAGGUCAGGGAGGCGGGUUCAGCCCAAAGUUUCCAUCCAGAGCAUAAAAACACAGUUUUAGGAUCUAUUCUGUUUGCUACAUGAUGGUAAUUACUUCUACAUCACAGGUUUUACUCUAAGAUCAGUAGAGACUGACAUGAUGAUGUCAUGGCUUUGUGCCAAUCUGAUAGGUUACCUGGAGGCUUUCAGAUGAAACGUCAGAACGUCGCAUUAAACGGGAAUAAAAAGAUAAGUUUCCUGUUCUGGUGUCGAGUUAAAUCUGCCUUUCUGUUUAAACCAUGAUUUUAAAAUAAAGCUUCAUCUUGA
Molecule: messenger RNA, 1942 nt
Organism: Fundulus heteroclitus (mummichog)
Lineage: Eukaryota; Metazoa; Chordata; Actinopteri; Cyprinodontiformes; Fundulidae
Gene: ttc1
Product: tetratricopeptide repeat domain 1
Exons: 8
Coding region: 293-1261 (322 amino acids)
Molecular function (GO): protein binding
Source: RefSeq, a predicted model, not a curated record